AUGAAGAACACAGACAUUGAUGGAAAAUUAUAUGCCAACGUAAGAGCCUUCAAGUCCAGUACAAGAGAUGGAGUUGUUGCUUCAGCACAUGUUCAGUGGUGGAAGAGACCCUCUGGAGUUGCUGCAGUGUUUCUGGGGCUGCUGUGUGUUCUCCUACUGGCUGGGAUCAUAGGCCUGUCUGUCUACUAUGGAGUCACUGAUCAUCACAACUCAGCACAGAUAGACCAGCUUCAGACCAGUUACAACAGCCUGACUAAAGAGAGAGACCAGCUUCAGACAAGUUACAACACCCUGACUAAAGAGAGAGACCAGCUUCAGACCAGUUACAACACCCUGACUAAAGAGAGAGACCAGCUACAUUCUGACAGAGUUUUUCUUAGCGGGAGGCUUACCAAUCUCAAACAAACCUGUCCUGAAGGCUGGCAGAAGUUUGAAUCCAGUUGGUACUUCCUGUCCACUGAGACUAAAACCUGGAAUGAGAGCAGAAAGGACUGUCUGGAGAGAGGAGCAGACCUGGUGAUCACAAACAGUGACAAGGAACAGGAGUUUCUCUUCAACCUCAACAAGGGAGUCUGGAUUGGUCUGACUGACUCUGUUACUGAGGGGACCUGGAGAUGGGUGGACAGCACCCCACUGACAAACCCAAGGUACUGGCGUAAACCACAGCCUGAUAAUGGUGCUGGCAGACUAGAAUAUGGUGAGGAGGACUGUGUUGAGAUACGUAAAGAUCAGUGUCCUCUGGAGUCAUGGAAUGACUUGUCAUGUUCAACAUGA
Oncorhynchus masou masou (cherry salmon) is the source of this 774-nucleotide messenger RNA. RefSeq names its product CD209 antigen-like protein C. Gene Ontology annotation, biological process: biological process involved in interspecies interaction between organisms. Gene Ontology annotation, molecular function: D-mannose binding; fucose binding. The transcript has 7 exons. Gene Ontology annotation, cellular component: external side of plasma membrane. The record is from RefSeq and is a predicted model, not a curated record. The coding region runs from base 1 to 774 and encodes 257 amino acids. NCBI's taxonomy places the organism in Eukaryota, Metazoa, Chordata, Actinopteri, Salmoniformes, Salmonidae.